AUGGUCCUUGUUCCCUACGUUCUGCUUCCGCCGCGCUCCCCGCAAAAGCGAAUUCGUUCUCCUUCUCCUUCAGACUCGUCUUCCCGAUCUACUAGUCCCAAUCUUUCGCCUCGUAAACGGCCCCGUAACGAUAGGCUUGUCCGCGACACUGUUUCUCGAAUUUCCCAUGUAUCCAUCAACUCCCGCUCUUCCCCUCCCCGCUCUGAGCCCCCGCACACCGUUGUAUCGAAUAGUUUUGACGAAGACGACGGCGACAUUUUUGCCGAUCCUGAGGACCCCGUUUAUUUCAACUACUAUGGCCGCAUCCCCGUAGCAGAAUCUGAACUACCUGACCGAUUCAAAGAAACGGGCGGCGAAGACGACGGCACUCCGAUUCGUAGACUCUCCGCUUUCGCUAUAUUCAAGGUUGAUGACCGAGAGCUGGUCAACCCUCUGGAAAUUGACAGAGACAACAUCAUCGGUCUUUUCCGUGCCGCUGGGCUGGCCACGGAAGUUGCCAACCAACUUGGGGACGAUGAAUCUGACGCCGAAACCGAAGCGUGCUUCAUCGAAGUCGACAUCACUGGAUUCAGUGCACACCAUUAUGAGGAGGCUUUGGACGAACAAGUGUACAUCGAAACGAAGGAAGCCUGGUACAUUCUUGAUAUCCCUGCGACGGAGUACAAAGCAUUUUGGGACGGUUUUCAUCUGAAAAGCCGGAUUGCCAACUCCGUUCUUUCAGCUGCGAUUGACAAUCCAUCGACCAACUACGAGACUUGGAUUGCAUACCUGAUGCAUGCCAUCGACCGCGUUAAACUGUCGCAUGGAAAGAUUGCCAAAGUUCCGCUUAUCCGACACUUCUACGAUGAAUCUCGUGUUUCCAAUAAAAAGGAACAAGACGGCAAAAUUUUCGUCACAGAAAUUUGUGGUCGCAUCGUAAACCAACACCUUUCGACCAAGGUUUCCGUUGUCGGUGAUCGACAACUCGCAGCGGCUAAAAAGGCUGUCCAAGAGCUGGAGAAGCAAGCCCACAUCCAUGAGCAAAAUCCUACCCUUAUCAAAUGGGGACCACAGUCAUCUGAAACGGGAUUUUAUGAGAGUGUAGAGUUGGAUGGUUUUCUUUACAAGGCACGCGACAUUGUUGCAGUCGCACCGGGAAACGACUCGAAUAAACUCCGAGCAGAAUAUGAAUCGUCAAACGGAAUCAUUUGUCCCAACAUCUUAGCUAAUACUGCAUGGUUUGUGCAAAUUCAAUACUUCUUCGAAGAUGCCUUAGUCAAAAAGUUUCACGGGCACUGGUUGUCGCAUGGCAAGUGCUUGCAACUUGCACCCAGGCUGUCUGCAGCGCUAAUUCUUCUUUCAACAGGCAGUCGAACCUUACUGCAUGAGGUGUCACAUUCGCAAGAACUGCUUUUCCUUUCUGAAUGUGAUGACAAUGUUGUUGCCUCGAUACUUUGCAAAUGCAAUGUGCGUCGACUGGGAGUUGACGAAGUGGAAGAACCGGAUGACCAGGAUCCAUCCAGCCGAGACUACUUUAUUAGAUAUGCGUAUGAUUCAAAGCGACAUUCAUUCUCUGAUCUGCCUACUCAUCCCCAAACGGAAAAUCUCCGCCAGUACAACCAAUGUCUCAACUGUGCGCAGAAUAUGGAGCGAAGAUCGCAAGGCCGAAUUCGUGUUGUCGGCAAUGGCUUACAAAGAUUCGGUCACGUGCUGCAUAAAGAUGAUUUUGUCUAUGUAAUGCCCGACACCAACAAUUCAGCGCAGGAGCUGUUAUUUAUUGCUCGCAUUAAAACGGUGGAUACGGCACGAAAGCUCAUCACAGUCAGAUACUAUGAACGGGAGUCGCAUGACUCAAGAUGCAUUCGUCGGUCGUCACGACAAAACACGCUCUCUAUUGACAAUCUGGAUCUUGAUUCGAGGCCAUUCGUCGAAAGCUUUUUGGAUGAAAGAGACCCAGCCAUCCAGCGAUGGCUUGACGACGAUGAAAACCAUUUUUAUCUGAUGCUAGAUGACAACGAGGACCAUAUUGCCCAGUGCGGAGAAUGUUUCGACGCCCAUGCUUCCCAGUUAGAAGAGAGCAAACGCUAUGUCAGAAAGAAUGGCAAAGUCCCGGUGAUGGAGAUGUUCGCUGGUGCCGGUGGCUUGUCGCAGGGCUUCUGCCAAACAGGGUUUUUUGGUACCGAGUGUGCCGUUGAGUGGUCGUAUCCCGCUGCCCAGACAUUCAGCAUUAACCAUCCCGAGACGGGUGUUCUCUGCACAGAUAUCAACGAUUUCGUCCGAUAUGUAAUCCAACGCCAACAAGGAAAAGAGCAGCUUCCGCUGAGAAGCCGAGGUCCAGGCAACCCCAUCAUUCCAGACGAGCAGAUUCCAUACCCAGGCUCGGCUCGCGUCCUCUGUGGUGGGCCGCCAUGUCAAUCGUUCUCCCGAAUGAAUAUUCACAAAAAAGAGAAUGACCCCCGGUCCUCACUGCCGUUUACGAUGCUCAGCAUAGCGGAGGUCUUCCGACCCGAGUUCUUUUUGCUCGAGAACGUGACCGGUCUGCUUGACCACUCGGAGAAGUACACGGUGCAUGGCUCGCCCAUCAAGAUGGCGAUGCUGAAGCUGCUCACCCGCGUCUUACUCGCCCUGAACUACCAAGUUUCGCCGAUUUUGGCCCAGGCGGGGCAGCAUGGAUGUGUGCAAAACCGCCCGCGCUUCUUCCUCUUCGCUGCCCGGCGCGGCUCUGUUUUACCGAAACCCCCACUGCCGAUGCACGUGUUCAAGCCUGCACAGCGGCGCAAGCUCUUCAUCGAGGGCGACUUCAUUGGCGGCGCAAAACGCGGACGGAUGGCGAAUACCGACUCGGAUGAUGAAGACGGCAACAAUUUUGCACCACAUCCCGGGUUCACGAUCAAAGACGCGACAAGUGACCUCCCCAAAUUCGAUUGGAUCAACCCUCACGAAGUCAUUGCCCAGACUCCGGCGGAUAAGAAGACAGUCCAAACAAGACUCGCGUCUGGCAUCAAGCAGUGCGAUGCAUCUACCACGCCCGUUGGAUAUGCCGAGCCUGUGCCGUAUCUUACAGAGCCCCAAACCCGCUAUCAACGCGAAAUGCGGCGCAGCAACUCAUCCUUGGUAGAGGACCACGUGACACUUCGGUACUCGUCGUUCGUUGUGGAGGCGACGGUAACGGUACCGUUGAAGCCCAAAGCAGGACAUCCUGAUCUUCCACGGGCUUUUCACAAACGGCUGAAUCCGAACAAGACGCGGAAGUUUGGGCGAUUGGACGAGAAUGGGCCGUUCAAGACUGCGAUGACUCAAGUAUCGCCGAGUAGUCAUGGGAGCCAGCUUCUUCAUCCAACGCAAAAACGGACGAUCACCGUCUUGGAGGCUAAGCGCGCUCAAGGCUUUCCGGAUUCCUUCAAGCUGUGGUCUGACGCGAGCAAUGCUGGAGGUGUCAUUCGUCAGUACUACAAGCAUAUCGGCAACGCUGUUCCUGUGCCUCUUGCUGCUGCAGUUAGCCGCAGUUUCGAGCAGGCAUUGCUGCAAUCCGAGUCUAGCCGCCGCGAGGACAGUCCUGAAGCGGAACUGUGA
This is a messenger RNA of Mycena indigotica, 3552 nucleotides long. Its product is annotated as BAH domain-containing protein. The transcript has 15 exons. The record is from RefSeq and is a predicted model, not a curated record. NCBI's taxonomy places the organism in Eukaryota, Fungi, Basidiomycota, Agaricomycetes, Agaricales, Mycenaceae. Gene Ontology annotation, molecular function: chromatin binding; DNA (cytosine-5-)-methyltransferase activity. Gene Ontology annotation, cellular component: nucleus. Bases 1 to 3552 code for a protein of 1183 amino acids.